Sinocyclocheilus rhinocerous is the source of this 2144-nucleotide messenger RNA. RefSeq names its product transmembrane protein FAM155A. Gene Ontology annotation, molecular function: stretch-activated, monoatomic cation-selective, calcium channel activity. Lineage: Eukaryota; Metazoa; Chordata; Actinopteri; Cypriniformes; Cyprinidae. Gene Ontology annotation, cellular component: plasma membrane. Gene Ontology annotation, biological process: calcium ion import across plasma membrane. Bases 506 to 1711 code for a protein of 401 amino acids. The record is from RefSeq and is a predicted model, not a curated record. The transcript has 3 exons.
UUCCUCGACGGGUGGGGUGGGCAACAAUGCGCACUGUUGAAUGGUGAGCGCAUAGUGAAUGAAGAUUCAAUGGAGGAGGCAAGGAUGUGCGCGACAGCGCACGCGCCACACCCCCCGCCUUCAAUUAAAACAUCUCAGGGUUCGUCUGAGUGCGAACGAAGAUGGCGACAGAGUGAAGGAGACCACGGAAAGAUGACAAGCCCCCUACAGACAUACAAACACGCACGAGCUCUUCACCCCGCCGCCUCAGAGAUGCCCGUGAAUGAGUAAGACUCGGCUGCUUACGAUGUGUUGUCAAGGAGAUGCGGGGUAGGUGAUGGAGUCUCGCGGCAUGUGCUUCAUCAUGCACAGUCUCGGUAAUUCAGACGCAGGUGUUUGCAGUGCAGCUUAAUUUUGAGCAGCAGGUGAAAGGGAUGCUUCGAGCCAUCAUGUAAACGUCGCGGUGGAGAAUAUUGCGGAGGAGACCCGCCCGUGUGAGCUCGCGCUUUGUCUCCCCCUCUAAAAUAUGAUCACGGGCGCCUGGCGGUGUGGAAGGAAACUUGACGCCGAGUUAGAAAUCUGCCGCGCGCCCGAACCCAUCGACAAACCAUGCGCGGAGCCGGAGAAGGUGCAGAGAUGGCGCAUGAGCCUGGCGUCGCUGCUCUUUUUCACGGCGCUGUUGUCCGAUCACCUCUGGCUCUGCGCGGGAGGCAAGCUCCGCUCGAGAGACCGGACUCACCGGAGGACGUGGAGCAACGCGAGUCACGACGCCCAGACGGGCCUUCGCGAUGAGGACUGCGGGGUCCUCUUGAGCAACCUGACAAAAAACGGACCGGAGUGCGUGGAGGCUGACGCGCGGCGCCGCGCACCUUUGGAGUCCGCGUGCUCUACGCUUUACCGGCAAAAGAGCGGUUUGGUGAGUUCCUCCUAUUCUGUACCGGUGCCCACGGUGUCGCCACUCGCGUUUUUGGAGUACUUCCGGAAUUUAAGCUUGUCCUUUUGCGACGCGCUCACAAUAGCGGACCUACUGGAGAGCAUGACCAGUCCUGACGGGCUCAACUGCAGUAUGACGCGUGUCAUUCGUGACCUGUUCAGCGGCGGACCGGAGGACGGGGACCUGUGCAGCGUUUGUGUUGACGCGUACAUCCGACUCGACCAACACGCUCAGGAAAAAUAUGAGGAGUUUCAGGUCCUUACGCGCAAAUACAUGGCGGAUGACUACUCAGUGCGCGCGCAAACACACCUGUGUCAGGCAGUGUAUAAAGCCUGGCUUUGUGCAGAAUAUUUUCCGGUUCCCCAGAGACAGUGUGUGAGGUGGCUCCCAUGCAGGCACUACUGUGGUGAGGUCACAGCCACCUGCCCCUUCAUCCUACCUGACAAUGACCAUCUGCUGUAUGCCGGUCUGCCAAGCUUUCUCUGCGCAGGGUUUCAAGAGGAGUAUUUGAACAGUCAGGGUCCAGACUGCUGUGAUGUCAGAUGGAGUGGGUGUGACUCCACUGUAGGCGCAGCAUGUGCUCUGACACACCUCCCGGGCUCCUUCUCUUUGCAUAGGAGGUUAUCUUCAGGAGCGGUGUCAUGUACAAAUCGUGUUCAUGGCAGUAAAUUGAAACUGUGUGUGCUUGUUCUCUUCUUACUACACACUGUUAUCUCCAUAACAACAUUGCAGCAUUGCAGCACUGGCUCCUUGGAGGCAAUAGUACCUCUAGAAGACGUUCCCAUGAGGGAGGAGUAAGAGACUGGAACAUCUCCCUUUUUACUGGAAGACGCACAUGCUGUGAAAGAGUUUUUGUCUGCUGUGCAUGAGACAAACCUUACCAAAUGCCUGGAAAACACAAGAAGUCUCACAACUACUGAAGCACCUGUGUCUGUCUUUUUAAGGGUUGGAAUAUCUGGCUUGAUAUGAGCGUGCAUGUAUCUGUGUGUUUGUGUGAGUGAAUGAAUGUUUUUAACUGUUUUUCAGUGUUUUGUUUGUUUUAUCAGGACUAACUGUACAUGUUAAAACGGUUCAUGAAUGACAAUCUUGUUUUAGGCAACAUUCUUGGAAACAAAAAUGAAUCUAUGAAGAAUGAAUGGAUGACAUUGUUACAUUUCUCCUCUAAUAAAACCAACACUAUUGAAGACAUUUUUCAUAUUUAAGAUUCUCUUAUAUAUAUUAUAGAAAUGAC